UUGUGGUAGUGUGAACAACAGCGGCAGUUGGCUUGUGACGGUCAAGCAGAAAUUUAAGCGAAGUCAAUCAAUGAGAUCAAGUUAGCUACCUAUGAUAUUUUGUAAAAGAUAAGUGGUAUGGAGAGUGAAAUGACCUAAAUAAAGCUACAAAAUCUGUUAUUAAAAAAGGAGAUAGAAUCAAUGGGCGUAGACAUUACAGAGAAUGUGGAAUUCUUGGAUACGCAAAUCAAUGGCAUUGCAAGUCAAAGCACUACAGGGUGAAGUCGAGGAUUUUGAGGGUCGUGCACGUCGUAACAACUUAAGGUUUACCGGAUUCCCGGAAGGCUCGGAACAAGAUUUUGAAAACUUCAAAAGCUUCAUCGUAAAAUACAACAGGACCUAUGAAAUUGGUUCCAGUGAAUACAACAAACGGUUUUCUAUAUUCAAGGAAAGUGUUGAAAGACAGAAGAAACUGAACAGCAAAAGGCAACAUCCAGAUGAUGCUAAGUAUGGUGUGAACGCUUUUUCUGAUUUAACUCCAGAUGAAUUUGCUGAACACUAUCUUGGUAUUUACCAACGAGUACCAGCAUCAACGAGCUCUGGUUAUGUACCUUCAUCAAAAGAGGUUGAUAAAAUACCAUCUAAAUUUUCAUUAGAGGGUAAGGGUGUUUUGACUUCAGUACGUGACCAAGGUGCGUGUGGAGGAUGCUGAUGGAAGUGGCAUAAGCGGUUUUCGGCAUCAA
Messenger RNA from Anneissia japonica, 722 nucleotides. RefSeq names its product cathepsin F-like. Bases 203 to 691 code for a protein of 162 amino acids. The record is from RefSeq and is a predicted model, not a curated record. The transcript has 6 exons. Lineage: Eukaryota; Metazoa; Echinodermata; Crinoidea; Comatulida; Comatulidae.